Messenger RNA from Arctia plantaginis, 846 nucleotides. NCBI's taxonomy places the organism in Eukaryota, Metazoa, Arthropoda, Insecta, Lepidoptera, Erebidae. The record is from the annotation of a GenBank genome assembly.
AUGAGCGAAAUACAAAAUGUCAUGAAGAUAGAAGAAUACAACGCUAUUGUAGAAGACUUUAAUAAACUUCCUUCGUUUAGUCGUAAAUGUGAAAAUGAACUAAAGAAAAAAUAUGCACAUUUGUCACCAUUUACACUUGGCAGUAUUAUAUCAUUACUUGUGCAAAGGUCCAUGAAACAUAGUUACAGAAAAUCUCCAUUAAUCUCAAGUAAAUAUCAUGAAUUCUAUGAAGGUCUCAUGAAAGAAAAAAAGAAUGACAAUGUUAUUAUACAACUAUCUGACUGUCAAGGUAUUAGUCCAGCUUUGUUUGCAAGAUCUUUGCUACAAGGUGUAUACUCUGAUUCAACAGUUGCAAAAAAAUAUAUCAAAGACACAACAUUAAUUGAAGACAAAGAUUUGGCAUAUCAAGUAUUUCUGGGUAUCAUGAAUGAUAAUCAGUAUGGUCCCUAUGCAGAUAUAAUAAAGCAAUCGAUAGGUCUAGAAUAUGAGUUACGGUUAGAGAGAGAGCUCCGAUUAAUGAACAUUACAUUUUCGGACGAAAAUGUUCUUAGAUCACGAGGAUAUGACAAAACACCUGAUUUUAAAUUAGAUGUUCCCAUCGCAAUAGAUGGGUUUAUUGUGAAUUGGGUCGAAAGUAAAGCUCUGUUUGGAGAUGAAGAGAAUCACUCUGGAUAUCUAAAAGAACAACUGCUAUGCUAUUGGAACAGAUUUGGACCCGGCUUGGUCAUUUACUGGUUUGGAUAUUUAGAAACUUUAAAUUCUACUCCAGAAGUGAAUAGUAUGUUUAUACUAAGAACUAGUUUUCCAGAUAAAGCAAGUAUUACUCAAUACAAACUGGAUGUAUAG